Messenger RNA from Schistocerca cancellata (South American locust), 1855 nucleotides. Its product is annotated as solute carrier family 22 member 7-like. Gene Ontology annotation, molecular function: transmembrane transporter activity. The record is from RefSeq and is a predicted model, not a curated record. Gene Ontology annotation, cellular component: membrane. Lineage: Eukaryota; Metazoa; Arthropoda; Insecta; Orthoptera; Acrididae. Bases 34 to 1797 code for a protein of 587 amino acids. Gene Ontology annotation, biological process: transmembrane transport. The transcript is spliced from 9 exons.
UCCGGGUUUUAUCAAGCGCCUUCGCCAGCAAGGAUGGUGUCGUCAUACAAUACGAAACAACGUGAAGAAAUGGCACAGACUGGAACAAAACAGAACGAAGUGGAGAAAGACCUUCUAACUGCGUUAGUGAAGCCGCCGGAUGAGAAACAGAAACAAGAGAAGCUAGGUCUGGGCGAUGAGGUCGAGCUGACGCCGAUAGAGAAGCUGAUGGAGGCGGCGGGCACCCGAGGGCGCUUCCAGCGGCGCUUCAACUGGACCUUCAACCUACUGGUCGUCAUCUUCGCCGGCAUGCCCUACGUCAACAUCGUCAUUGCACUCACGGUGCCCGACCACUGGUGCCACGUUCCCGGCAGGGAGGCCACCAACUACACGGAAGACCAGUGGAAGGCCUUGCACAUACCUAGGAGGGCGGACAACAGCUCGUUCGAGCAGUGCCUCAUGUUGAACUCGAGCGGCGGGGAGCCUGUGGCCUGCCAGCAGGGCUGGGACUACGACCGCACGUGGUUCUCGAGCACGGCGCCCUCGCAGGAGGACUGGGUGUGCGACCACCGGCUGCGCGCCGUCAACGUGCUUUCCUUCGGCCAGCUGGGAGAGGUGGUUGGCACCUUCGCCUUCGCUCGCAUGGGCGACCUGUACGGUCGGCGGCCCGCCUUCUUCCUGUCGGCGGUGUCUUCCGCUGUGACGCACUGCCUGAUGGCGUUCACGGCGUCCAUCUACCCGCUCUUCUUCGCAGUCUCUCUGCUCGCCAGCGCCACCAAUGCCGCCACCUUCCAGGCACCUCUCGUGUUCAGCUUGGAGGUGAGCGACGAAGAGACUAAAGGCUUCGUCGCAAUGCUGCAGUGCGUUGGCUGGACCCUUGGGAUGAUGGGCAUGCCCAUGAUAGCGUGGGCGUGUCGUGACUGGGUGCCCUUCAUGAUUAUUACAUCUGCUCCUUUGGGCUUCGCGAUACUACUCUGGAAGUGGUUCCCGGAGUCUCCGCGGUGGCUGGCGUCUCAGGGCGAGGCAGAUCGCUGCCUGGCGUCGCUGCGAGAGAUCGCGCGUGUCAACGGCCGCACCCUGCCGCCGGCGACUCUGCAGAACCUCCGGGAGGCCGCCGGACACAAGGAGAAGGGAGUCGGCGUCUCCAGCCUCUUCUCCAGCUGGACACUCUUCCGCAACGUGAUGCUGCUCUCAGUCUGCAGGAUGAUAUUCUCGCUGGCGUACUACAGCGUCAUCCUGAAUGUGACUAACCUGGGCGGCAACCCGUUCCUCAACUGGUCAGUGCAAUCGCUGGCAGAGUUGCCGGGCUACGUGGCCGCCCGCUUCCUCGCCGACCGCUUAGGCCGCCGCUGGACUCUCGUCGGCUCGGUUGUCGGGGCCUCCGUCGGGAAUUACAUCGCGGCCUCCAUUGUCGCAGAGCACGGCUCGUCGCCGGUGAUGACGGUGCUGUCGGUGGGGAUCCGGCUGUGCCUGGUGCUGGUGAACUACACCGCCUACCUGCAGGCCAACGAGAUGUUCCCCACGUGCGUGCGGCAGACCGGCACCGCCAUCGGCAACAUCGCCGCCUGCAUCCUCGGCGUCCUGGGGCCCUACAUCGUGCACCUCGGCACGUGGGACGCGCGCCUGCCGUUCCUGGUGGUGGGCGGCAUCACGACGCUGGGCGCCGCGCUGGCGUCGUUCCUGCCCGAGACGCUGCACGUGCGCCUGCCCGAGACGCUGCACGAGGCGCGCUCCUUCGGCCGCGACCAGCCCUACUUCAGUUGCCUCGCCCUCCGCCGGCGGCGCCAGCGUCGCUCCCAGCAGCCGCCGCCCCUCUGACGUCACCGCAACGUGUCCUCUCGCCCCGUCACCUCAACCGUGUUGCUACGUCUGACCA